Messenger RNA from Rhinichthys klamathensis goyatoka, 1568 nucleotides. RefSeq names its product ntl-dependent gene 5 (gene ntd5). Gene Ontology annotation, molecular function: peptidase inhibitor activity. Gene Ontology annotation, cellular component: extracellular region. Lineage: Eukaryota; Metazoa; Chordata; Actinopteri; Cypriniformes; Leuciscidae. Bases 93 to 1175 code for a protein of 360 amino acids. The transcript is spliced from 8 exons. The record is from RefSeq and is a predicted model, not a curated record.
AUACCCCCUCCUCCAGACUCUCCCCCAUCUUUAUAUUCCCCCUUCUAUCUCACUACCUCUUUCAUAACCUCUAAAGUAAGUGUCAGGGAAAGAUGGAGCGAUCUCUGCUUGUGUCUCUUCUGUGUGUGUGGGCCCUCAGCAGCCUGGCUGCAGCAUCAGUGGAUGUAACAGAACAGUGUCCAGAGAGAAUACUGGGUAAUGAGAGAAGGCAAACAUGCCCAAAAAAGUGUCAGCAAGAUAAAGACUGUGGCAACAAACGUCAGUGUCUCUGCGACGGGCAGUGUGGACUCAGCUGUGUGGCCCCAGGUCGUACGUGUCCGUGGCCUCUCCCACCUGCAAAAAAUUCGGAUGUAGUUCUCCUUUCCCCUUUGCCCUCUUUCUCCGCUCUGCUAGAGGUUCGUUGUAAGCCUGGGUACACCAUGCAUAACGGGCUGGACGCUACAAUACGCCGCUGCCAGGGUGACCGGCAGUGGAGUGGAGAUGAGCCUGUUUGUACAGCCUCCCCAGGUGGAGGUCUUACAGCAGAUCCGGUUCUGGUGCCUGAGGUGUCCUGUUCUUUGCCUGAAGAUGAUGAUCUGCUCUCUGUGCAGGGCAGUGCUGCUGUGGGAUUCACCAUCCAGUAUCAAUGUGCAUCUGGAUCUGUGCUGAUUGGAAAUAGUGAGAAUAUCUGUCACGAGAACCAGACAUGGCAAUACCCUCACCCCAUCUGUCGCCGUGUGGUUUGUCCUCCUCCUAAGGAGGUUGAUCGUGGACACCUGGUGGCUGUCCAGAGAAAUGAAUAUGAAGUUGGUGACACAAUUUAUUACCUUUGCAAGAAAACCUUCUUUUUGGAUGGACCAAAUCAAGUGACUUGUCUACCUAAUGGGACAUGGAGUGCAGAGCCUGCUUGCCGGGCCCGUUGUCCAGUCCCAGCUCAACGCAGCAGGGUGAUUGUGGGAGCACUAAAGCGCUGGCCAUAUGAUCUGACGGAUGGUGUGGUUGCCCAUGGAGAGAAUGUGACAUUUUUCUGUAAACAUACAGAAAAACAUUGCAGCUUCACUGCCACAGAGGUCUGCGUAGAUGGACAGCUCAAGGCACCUAGUUGCUACCUUGACCCUACCUGGCUGCAGUUCAAGCUCUUCCCUCAUCGACUGGUUUCUGAGAUUGAUGCAUGUGAUCCUGCUGACCUUCAGUAAACACAUCAAAUUAUGACAGCAUAUUUUAUAUGUUGGCACACACAGUUCUCUCCUCACUUUGGAGGAGAGAAACAAUUGUUUUAUUAAUGUGCCUCUAGAUUUUUAUUUUGGACCGGAUCUCCGGAUCUCAUAGUUAUGCCUCAUUUAACUCUUCUCUCUUCUAUUUUGUAUGUUGCAUUGACAAAGUUACCUUAAACUGAGUUUGUAUCAUAUCUGAUGUAUGCAGACACCCUCACUUGCUUGAGGUCGCGAUUGUCAUAAGCUGCUAUCUUUUGUUGUGUUUUGUGGCCAUACUAAGUGUAAAAGUGCUUUUUUAGUUAUAGCAUUUAUGUUUAUCUUGUUAUAAUAUUUAAUUUCUUUGUUAAAGGGAUAGUUCAUCCAAAAAUGAAAAUU